Molecule: messenger RNA, 629 nt
Organism: Blepharisma stoltei
Lineage: Eukaryota; Ciliophora; Heterotrichea; Heterotrichida; Blepharismidae
Source: the annotation of a GenBank genome assembly
AUGGAAAAUCGUUUUCUUCUGAGAUACCCUGAAAAAGAGCAGUUCAACCAGUACUGGUAUUCAGACAGAACCUUAAAAGCACUUGUUGACGAAGCUGACGAGCUAUUUUCACAAGGAUUUACAAGGAUUGCAUGCUUGUCGACUCCUUCACUAUACUUUUCAAUGACAGAAAAAUCAAGAGAGAAUUCUUAUCUGUUUGACAUUGACCGGGCAUUUCAAAGAGAUAAAGGAUUUGUUUAUUAUGAUUUCAAUUUCCCCGAAAAUCUUGGCCCAGCUUUGGAAAAGACCUUUGAUGCUAUCGUUGUAGAUCCUCCUUUUAUUACUCGGGAUGUAUGGGAGAAGUAUGCAAGAGCUGUCAAAUUUUUACUUAAGGAUGGAGGAAGAAUUAUUGUAAGCUCUAUUGAUGAAAAUGCUCAGAUGCUAAACGAAUUGUUAAACAUAGAAAAACAAGUUUUUCAGCCCUCAAUUCCACAUUUGGUUUACCAGUAUUCAUUUUUCACUAAUUACAACUCGCCAAGAUUUCAAGAAAAAAAUCCUGAAAUUCCAGAUGAUUAUUAUGAUUUUUCCUUUAAAUUUAUUUUUUGGCAUUUUUUAGGUAUUUUUAUUAAUAUUUACUAUAAGAAGGAUAG